Molecule: messenger RNA, 717 nt
Organism: Saccostrea cuccullata (small rock oyster)
Lineage: Eukaryota; Metazoa; Mollusca; Bivalvia; Ostreida; Ostreidae
Exons: 4
Coding region: 111-692 (193 amino acids)
Source: RefSeq, a predicted model, not a curated record
CGAACGGUACCUACGGUUUUGCAUGCGGUGGAAAAUGUGAAUGUCCUCCAAAAGAAUGUCAUUUUGAAAGAGGUUGUCUCAACAAAACAGGGAAAGUGACAAUCAACUCAAUGACAUCGACAAUGAAAUGGAGCACAGUUGCAUGGACAGUGAGUGAUACCUCUACUAGAACUCAAGUACAAUCGGAAGGUGGCGUAUUGGUCCCUAUUGUGAUAGCUGUCGUGUCUGUCACUUCCGUAGUCAUCGGAUUGUUGAUAAUCUACUGUUUCUGUCUCAAAAAACGGAAAAGAAAUAGAGAAGAAGAAUGUCAUGCAAGUGGACAGCAUUUUAUUUCACAAGAAAGAAGCUAUACUGUUAGUGAAGAAAAUGUGCAGAGCGUUGUUGAAGAGUCUUUCAAACCUUCCGAAUGCCUGUAUUUCGGCGAGACAAAGUGCUUACAAACAUGCUCACUACAGACUGUAACUUCGAAUAAGGAUAAUGAGUUGAGUCAGGAAAAACACGAGUAUGAUACACAAGAGGGCAGUGAGGGACAUUAUAAUACAUUGCUUCUUAGAACUGGCCUGUGCAAUCAAACUAAUAAUAGAUGUAUAGAGGAAGCUGGUACGUAUAGUCAUAUAAAAGCUCUAGAAGGACCGACGGACGUGUUAUUGAUGGAACAGUACGAUCAUGUUAACGUUGUUUUUAAUACAUAAAAGACUACAUAUAUUUAAAUUUAUA